AUGUGUAUCAUCUACUCUACCCCCAAAACCUGCGGCAACUGCGAAGCUGAGGAUAUCGCGCUCACCAACACUGAGACAUGUGACGCUGUCAAGGAAGGCAAGGCCUGUCUGGGAAGGAGUGAGAUCGUGAUCAACAAUGCAUGGCUGUGCCCAGCAUGCAAGGUUAAUACAGCUCGUGGCCCGUCCUACAUGGAACCAUACGACUAUCAGCCGAAGAUCCGACAACAGGUCUCCAAGAAAGAGACGGGUUCCUUCGCGGAUAAAGUCAAGAAGAUGAUCGGCAAGAAGUAG
Messenger RNA from Fusarium oxysporum Fo47, 291 nucleotides. RefSeq lists its product as uncharacterized. The record is from RefSeq and is a predicted model, not a curated record. The transcript has a single exon. The coding region runs from base 1 to 291 and encodes 96 amino acids. NCBI's taxonomy places the organism in Eukaryota, Fungi, Ascomycota, Sordariomycetes, Hypocreales, Nectriaceae.